Beauveria bassiana ARSEF 2860 is the source of this 900-nucleotide messenger RNA. RefSeq lists its product as uncharacterized. NCBI's taxonomy places the organism in Eukaryota, Fungi, Ascomycota, Sordariomycetes, Hypocreales, Cordycipitaceae. The record is from RefSeq and is a predicted model, not a curated record. Bases 1 to 900 code for a protein of 299 amino acids. The transcript has a single exon.
AUGCGGAGGCCCCUCGAAGAUGCCAUCAAAGCCAUGAAAAGACGUCUCAUCAAUUCAUCUCCCUGCGACUCAUAUGGAGACGGGAAAAGACUGAUAGCGGAUGCGGCAGAGUUAUUCUCCGACGUGGAAGUGACUAUGCGUAACGAGCGGUCGGAUCAGGAGAAGAAGGUUGCCUUGGCAUGCAGCGAGAGAGACCAAUGGGAAAGGUUAUACCGCCAAGCGGAAGCUGACGCCAUGCGCUUCAAAGCGCAGUUGAGGGCCCUGGGUACCAGUCCCCUACCUUCAGAAAGCGGCUCGUCGAGCCGCGACUCGCCGAGCCGCGGACGACGGAGCGGCAGCAGGCCCAGGAGCGGCAACGGCAACGGCAGCCGCGAUAGGAGCACAAGCCGACGAGGAGGGUUACGGAGGAGAGACAGCGACGCAAGCCGACACGUACACUUUGCAUCAUCGGCAAUAAAUCGAGAUUCGCCACCCGAAAGCAUGCGUCAAGACAACGAGCGACGAAGAGGGACCUAUAGUCUGUCCGGCGAGGAGCUCCGCAAUCGCAACAGCGCUGACCGCGCAGAGUCUGAGAGGAAAAAGAAGAAAAUCUUGGCCGAGCGAGACAGGCUAGCCCAGAGAUUCGAAAUUCACUCCCGGGGGCCGCCCAGAGUGUACUUUCCAGGUGUUUCGCAGCCCCAUGGACCGCCUCACCCACCUCCUCCUCCCCCUCCUCCACCACCACCAGCGCCUCCUCCUCCUCCUCCCCAUCCAUUCAUGUACGAUGACUUUUAUAUUCCGCCUCCCAUUCCGGAUCCUCUUGCAGUCCAUCCUGACGAAAUUCCUCAUCGCCCUGGCGCCAUCCCGUGGGACUUUCGCGAAUAUGUCUUGCGCCAGAGGACAGACGGCCCUCACUGGUAG